UGUCAGAAAAGUCAGUCGACUCGUCCAGAAGGAAGGACUGGAAGAGACAGAAUUUAUCGUGCGGCGGAUUGUACCGGAUGAGGUCGUAGCGACUUGGAGCAGUGCGAGAUCAAAGAUCGGUAAUCACCGCUGGCCCACGUAAUCAUUUUGAUUAGCCCUUCCCUGCGGACAGGUCACCUCGCGUUCUCUCUAUCGGAGUACCCGUGUGAAACAGUCGUCCCUGUACGCGCUCUCUGCAUACCCGGAGCUACAUCUAAAUUUCAUCCCCUCGUGCGUGCGUGAGAGAGUGUGUGUCGUCUCGUGUGUGGACUCCGGAACAUCUGGCAGCGGUACAGACAAUGGAAUUUCUCAGGACCUGCGCCAUUUUGAUGACCUUGCUUCUAGGUUUGGAGGUGAAACGUUCGGCGGGAUGGUGGUUCUGUGGGACCAUGCGGCCGGGACACGAGCACACCAUCAAGCAGGGCAUGGGAGACUACGCGAUCACUCUCAACGCCGCUGUAACUCGGAAAGGGCUGCCGCUCCGUGUUAAAGUCACCCUGAAGGGCGGGGCCCCCUUCAUUGGAUUCAUCCUACAAGCGCGUACUGUGCAGGACGACCGGAUCGUCGAGGGGUGGUGGUACAACCGCCCGCCGGGGACCAAGGCGCUGGACUGCAGCGAAGUGCGCGGCAUCUGGAACAAGCCGGUGGUAAGCGAGGCUUUCCUGGACGAGAGUAAGUCCUUCUCGCGCGUCACGUUCCUCUGGGAGGCGACGCGGUGCAACAUCGGACCCGUGUACUUCCGCGCCACGGUCCUGCAGGACUACCGCGCCGUGUACGAGAACAUCACCUCCAGGACGCUGGAGGAGGUCUGCGGGGACCCCCCUCCCUACCCCCCGAGGGCUCCGCCACCAGCCCCCCUUACCACCCCAGCCCCAACCCAGCCACCCACCACGAAGACCACGCUCGGUUGGAGACCCAUCCCUACCGCCUCAACCCCCACCCCUACCCUAACCCCCAUCACCCUCCUGACGGAAACCUCUACCCUCCCCACCCCUAAGACGUCUCAAGACCUUCGCUUACAACCGCAGCCCCAACAGAACCACCGACCACAACGACACCGAUAA
Messenger RNA from Branchiostoma floridae (Florida lancelet), 1103 nucleotides. RefSeq names its product putative defense protein 1. Lineage: Eukaryota; Metazoa; Chordata; Leptocardii; Amphioxiformes; Branchiostomatidae. The record is from RefSeq and is a predicted model, not a curated record. The coding region runs from base 339 to 1103 and encodes 254 amino acids. The transcript has 2 exons.